Molecule: messenger RNA, 2303 nt
Organism: Salvelinus fontinalis (brook trout)
Lineage: Eukaryota; Metazoa; Chordata; Actinopteri; Salmoniformes; Salmonidae
Product: LETM1 domain-containing protein LETM2, mitochondrial-like
Exons: 10
Biological process (GO): intracellular monoatomic cation homeostasis
Cellular component (GO): mitochondrial inner membrane
Molecular function (GO): ribosome binding
Source: RefSeq, a predicted model, not a curated record
UGGAACUCGUCCAAGUCAAGGAGACCUCGAUCUGCCGGUAUAACAACAAUGGCAGUGUUCAGUGCACAGGUGCUUCUGGCAGUAACAAGAUCAAGGGGAUCUUACCUGCUGUCUAAGAGGCACAGCUGCUGCCCUCUCACCUCCACCGCUUACGUCCAUCACAACCUGGACCUUCCCAGCUCCCUGUCGUCCUUACCCUCCCUCAGGCAUUCCAGGUCUGACUACCCUCACUGUGUUCGGCUCCACGGUUUCAAGAACCACAAUACCACCCUGCUGGCCAGAUCUCUGCACAGCUCAUGUGUCUGGCUGCAGGACACCAAGGCCCCUGCCACCCCAGCCCAGGAUGACCACCCAGGGACCCCUAAGAAUGACCCCCCUGCACCCCAACCUCCAGCCCCUGCUCCCCCUGCUGCUACCACUGUUGCGGCUGCAGCUGCCCCUACGGUCCAGGUAGUAAGGAAAUCUAUUGGCCAGAGGAUAGUGGAUGAGCUGAAACACUACUACAACGGCUUCAGGCUGCUGGGGAUCGAUACCAAGAUCGCAGGGAGGAUGGUGUGGAGACUGCUGCACGGACAACUGCUCUCACGCAGGGAGAGGAGACGGCUGAUGAGGACAUGUGCUGACCUGUUCCGCCUGCUGCCCUUCAUGGUCUUCAUCAUCGUUCCCUUCAUGGAGUUCCUGCUUCCUGUCUUCCUCAAGCUCUUCCCUGAGAUGCUGCCCUCCACUUUUGAGACCGAGACCAAGAAGGAAGAGAAGCAGAAGAAGGGUCUGGCUGCUAAGCUGGAGCUGGCUAAAUUCCUCCAGGAGACCAUAGCAGAAAUGGCCAAGAGGAACAAGACCAAGGCUCUGACAGAGGACGAGACGCAGCGCUUCUCCACCUACGUACAGAAGGUGCGUCACACAGGGGAGCAGCCCACCACUAAGGACAUCGUUAAGUUCUCCAAGCUGUUUGAAGACGAAUUGACGCUGGAGCAUCUAGAGCGCCCCCAGCUGGUGGCCCUGUGUAAGCUGCUGGAGCUCCAGCCCAUAGGAACCAAUAACCUGCUCCGCUUCCAGCUGAUGAUGCAGCUGAGAACCAUCAAAGCAGACGAUGAGGUGAUCGCUGCUGAGGGUGUGCCUGCUUUGAGUGUGUCAGAGCUGCAGGCAGCGUGUCGUAGCAGAGGCAUGAGGUCACUGGGUCUGACCACUGACCAGCUACGCCAGCAGAUGCAACAGUGGUUGGACCUGCACUUGAAGGAGAACGUCCCUCCCUCUCUGCUGCUGCUUUCCAGAGCUAUGUACUUGACUGACGUCAAACCCAUUAUACCCGUCAUACCCCCUGUACCCAAACUAGAGAAGGCCACUCUAGCUGAGACCCCACAGGGAACAACAGCCUCCUCCUCAGACUUACUAGUGGACGCAGCUCUGGUCAUCAAAGACAUGCUGGUGGAAGAGGUUAGAGACCCGGCUGCCAUCGUCUCAGACAAACCUCCCACCCCUGCCCAGAUUGUUCAGGCUGAAGAAGCAAAGGCGUCCCAGAAGAGCAAGAUAAGUGUCAACGGAGUGUGAGGAGGACUGAAAGGGCUUGACCGGACCCCACAACCCUGUGUCCUCAGGGUUUAGGGGGGCUAUCAAUCAAGCUAAUCUAAAUCAAGAGGGAUCAGUCAACCCAAUCACCCCUCUGCCCCCCUUAACACCUUCUCCUUAUCCCAAAGACCAGGGGGCGUGAGUCUGUAUCCAAGUCCCCCGUCCUCGCUGUCUAGCCAAUGGGGGAUCGCUGUGUGAUGAAAAGGUCAUAAGAUCAUCACAUGAGAUGAUGUCAUUAGAGCAGACAACGCUUGCCUAAAAUGCCACUUUGCUCCGGAUCAGACCACUCUGGCUACACCUGGAGUGAGGCCGCUGGCAGGUGUUUAAAACGGGACACCCACCUCUGCUUUGUCUGAUUAGUCUCUGGUUCUUCUUGCCUGCAUCUAUUUGGUUUACAUGUUAUGCACUCCAUCCAUUUGGGUUUCACACUCCAUCUCAGCAGGACACUGUUACGUCAACUCAGAGAAGUCCCUCAACUGGGAUUACCUUUUCGUUUUGUUUUAAGGAUCACAGUUACCCAGUGAUGUAACAUAUUAUGUCCUUGAAGAGUAGACGCAUCCUCUCAAGAUGUAUCGUUUGGCCCAGUGUUCUGGUUGGUUGGUUUUGGUGUAACUUCAGUCUGUUUCACUUCCGGUUGCAUGCAGCCUGGUCUCAGAUUUCGGUUAUAUUUUGACCUAGCCUGGUCUCAGAUUCAUUAGGUGCUGAAACUGAAUCCUCUUGACUAGAAACACCACAAA